Molecule: messenger RNA, 3903 nt
Organism: Echinops telfairi (small Madagascar hedgehog)
Lineage: Eukaryota; Metazoa; Chordata; Mammalia; Afrosoricida; Tenrecidae
Gene: ZNF618
Product: zinc finger protein 618
Exons: 14
Coding region: 76-2781 (901 amino acids)
Source: RefSeq, a predicted model, not a curated record
AGCCAGAAGACCACCAAGGUGGAGGGGCCGGAGUCCGGGCCGGCCGAGGCCUCGCUGAGCGCCGAGCAGGGGACGAUGACGGACGUGAAGGUGAAGACAGAGCUGCCCGACGACUACAUCCAGGAGGUGAUCUGGCAGGGGGAGGCCAAGGAGGACAAGAAGGCCCUCAGCAAGGACGGGACCGGGGACGUGCCCGCUGAGAUUUGCGUGGUGAUCGGCGGCGUCCGCAACCAGCAGACCCUCGGGUCCUAUGAGUGUGGAAUCUGCGGCAAGAAGUACAAGUAUUACAACUGCUUCCAGACCCAUGUCCGGGCACACCGAGACACCGAAGCCACCUCCGGGGAGGGAGCCUCCCAAGGCAACAAUUUCAGGUACACAUGUGACAUCUGCGGGAAGAAGUACAAAUACUACAGCUGUUUCCAGGAGCACCGAGACCUGCACGCAGUAGAUGUGUUCAGUGUGGAAGGGGCCCCUGAGAAUCGGGCAGACCCCUUCGACCAAGGUGUUGUGGCCACUGACGAAGUCAAGGAGGAACCCCCGGAGCCAUUCCAGAAAAUAGGGCCAAUGAACAAUAUUACAUCAGACAUUUUUAAGAAGAAAGAAGUUAGGCAGUGCCAAAAGAGAGAAACCGGCAAUUACACCUGUGAAUUCUGCGGGAAGCAGUAUAAAUACUACACGCCCUACCAGGAGCACGUGGCCUUACACGCGCCUAUCAGUACUGCCCCCGGGUGGGAGCCGCCGGAAGAUCCAGACACGGGUUCUGAGUGCUCACAUCCAGAGGUCUCCCCAUCACCACGCUUUGUGGCAGCGAAGACCCAGACGAACCAGCCGGGGAAAAAAGCUCCAGCCUCCGUGGUCCGAUGUGCCACCCUCCUGCACCGCACCCCUCCAGCCACCCAAACCCAGACGUUCCGCACGCCAAAUUCGGGAUCUCCAGCAAGCAAGGCAACUGCAGAAAGCGCUUUCAGCCGGAGAGUGGAAGGCAAAGCACAGAACCACUUUGAAGAGACCAAUAGCAGCUCCCAGAACUCCAGCGAAACUGCAAGUCCCCUGAUUUCCAAUCCUUUCCCUCUCCUACAGAAGCCCUACACGUGUGGUGCCUGCGGCAUCCAGUUCCAGUUCUACAACAACCUCCUGGAGCACAUGCAGUCCCAUGCAGCUGACAAUGAGAACAACAUCGCCUCCAACCAGUCUCGAUCACCAUCUGCUGUCGUGGAAGAGAAGUGGAAGCCCCAACCCCAGAGGAACAGUGCCAAUAAUACCACGGUGAGUGGUUUGACCUCCAACAACAGCAUGAUCCCCGAGAAGGAGCGGCAGAACAUUGCGGAGCGGCUGCUGCGGGUCAUGUGCGCCGACCUGGGGGCGCUGAGCGUGGUGAGCGGGAAGGAGUUCCUGAAGCUGGCCCAGACCUUGGUGGACAGCGGGGCCCGCUACGGGGCCUUCUCCGUCACCGAGAUCCUGGGCAACUUCAACACGCUAGCGCUGAAGCACCUGCCGCGCAUGUACAACCAGGUCAAGGUGAAGGUGACAUGUGCCCUGGGCAGCAACGCCUGCCUGGGCAUCGGCGUCACCUGCCACUCUCAGAGCGUGGGCCCCGACUCCUGCUACAUCCUGACCGCCUACCAGGCCGAGGGCAACCACAUCAAGAGCUACGUGUUGGGUGUGAAGGGUGCGGACGUGCGUGACGGCGGCGACCUGGUGCACCACUGGGUGCAGAACGUGCUCUCCGAGUUUGUGAUGUCAGAGAUCAGGACGGUGUACGUGACGGACUGCCGGGUGAGCGCAUCUGCCUUCUCCAAGGCCGGCAUGUGCCUGCGCUGCUCAGCCUGCGCCCUGAACUCGGUGGUGCAGAGCGUGCUGAGCAAGCGGACACUGCAGGCCCGCAGCAUGCACGAGGUCAUCGAGCUGCUCAGCGUGUGUGAGGACCUGGCGGGCUCCACCGGCCUCGCCAAGGAGACCUUCGGGUCGCUGGAGGAGACCGCCCCACCCCCCUGCUGGAACUCGGUGACGGACUCGCUGCUGCUGGUGCACGAGCGCUAUGAGCAGAUCUGCGAGUUCUACAGCCGGGCCAAGAAGAUGAACCUCAUCCAGAGCCUCAACAAGCACCUGCUCAGCAACCUGGCUGCCAUCCUGACGCCCGUGAAGCAGGCGGUCAUCGAGCUGAGCAGUGAGAGCCAGCCCACCCUGCAGUUGGUGCUGCCCACCUACGUCCGGCUGGAGAAGCUCUUCACGGCCAAGGCCAACGACGCGGGCACCGUCAGCAAGCUCUGCCACCUCUUCCUGGAGGCGCUCAAGGAGAACUUCAAGGUGCACCCGGCACACAAGGUAGCCAUGAUCCUGGACCCGCAGCAGAAACUGCGGCCCGUCCCGCCCUACCAGCACGAGGAGAUCAUCGGCAAGGUCUGUGAGCUCAUCAACGAGGUGAAGGAGUCGUGGGCCGAGGACCCCGACUUCGAGCCCGGCGCCAAGAAGCCCCGCUCGGCCCCAGGUGAGAACCCGGCCUCGCAGGAGGAUGACCGGCUGGGGAAGAACGAGGUCUAUGAUUACCUGCAGGAGCCCCUCUUCCAGGCCACCCCCGAUCUCUUCCAGUACUGGUCGUGCGUGACCCAGAAGCACACGAAACUCGCCAAGCUUGCCUUCUGGCUGCUGGCAGUCCCGGCCGUGGGCGCCCGCAGCGGGUGCGUCAGCAUGUGCGAGCAGGCGCUUCUCAUCAAGAGGCGGCGCCUGCUGAGCCCGGAAGACAUGAACAAACUCAUGUUCCUGAAAUCCAACAUGCUUUAAGACGCGGCUGUAACAGACAAAGGAGGGAGACAGGAACAAAGAAGAGAACGUUAGGGAAAAAUAUAAAACAAAAAAACACACAACACUGUCACAAACCAAGAAAAAGGAAUUUAAGUUCUAAACACUGUGGACCUCAUUAUCAAUGCCCCCUGGAGACUUUAAGUGCUUUUCCUCGUGUGUGUGCAUGUGUGCUCACACCCAGCCAUGGGUGUGCGGGGAAUGGGGGGCUCUGCGCUCACCCUCUGUGGUCACAGGGGCUCGCUCCUUGCGUGUGUGCGUGCACGCGUGCAUGCGUGUGCGCGUGCGCACAUGACCCUGGUGCAUGCACACGUGCCUGGCAGUGGGCACAUGGGCAUUAAGCUGGGUCUGUCAGGAAAGCCGCGUGUGUGGGGAAGAGGGAGACGCCUCCGCGUCUUUUUCUGCAUCCGGGGGCUUUCAAAGACUCCGCUCUCAGGUGUGCAGAUGGGUAGGAAGCUGAUGUUGUAAGAUGUCCAGGCAGCUGUGAUCUGAAGUGACAUGACGUUCUCGGUCAUCACCGCCCCCCACCCCACCCCGGCUGCCCCGCCAUGGACCGACUCUCCAGACGGCAUCAGACGGACAGUUUCUGCACUGGACUUUGCUUCUCGUGCACCUUCAGGGCAUUGAGCUGCUGCCUCCGUGACCUCCCUCAGGGGUGCCUGGGCGGCCGCCUUAGAAACACACCUAUCUAUCACCCCAAAUCAGGAAAAGGAGACUUUAAGACUAUGAAGCUGACUUUUUGCGUUUUAAUAUAAGAUAGAAAAACAAGAGGACGUUUUUCAGAGAAGGAUAGGUAUCGUCUCCACUCCUUCGUGAUUUCUCCCCCCUCUUAACAUUUUAGGAAGUCCUACCCUUUUUUGUUUGUUUGUUUCUUAAGUUUUAUUUAGACUCUGCUAGGAGGCACUGAAUGUCUAUAACUUAUGUUUUUGGAGUCUUUUUAUGAAAUCGGCCUUUUUGUGUUUCAAAUCACACUGUAAACGAGCUCAUCUCAGUGGUAUACCCCCCGUCCUGCAGUCUUCACUGCGCUUUCCCAACUGGCCUAGAGUUUCCGUGCAUCCCCCAGCCUGGACCAAGAAGUCGGCUGCGCUGUUUGGGAGGCUGGGG